Eleginops maclovinus (Patagonian blennie) is the source of this 1564-nucleotide messenger RNA. RefSeq names its product prestalk protein-like. Bases 1 to 1434 code for a protein of 477 amino acids. The transcript is spliced from 3 exons. The record is from RefSeq and is a predicted model, not a curated record. Lineage: Eukaryota; Metazoa; Chordata; Actinopteri; Perciformes; Eleginopidae.
AUGCUGAAGACUGUCACUAAAGGGGAGAGAUUCAAUGGAAAAGAGGAUGGAUGUCAGACGGAUCAUAUCAAUUUCCCUGAUUUUAAUAGUUGCAUCAACGACAACUCCUGCAUCCGCAACUGCUGCUCCCACAACUGCAGCACCCACAACAGCUGCACCUACAACUGCUGCUCCCACAACAACUGCACCCACAACAGCUGCACCUACAACUGCUGCUCCCACAACAGUUGCACCCACAACUGCUUCUCCAACAACAACUGCACCCACAACAGCAGCACCUACAACUGCUGCACCCACAACAGCUGCACCUACAACUGCUGCUCCCACAACAGCUGCACAUACAACUGCAGCUCCGACAACUGCUGCACCCACAACAGAAGCCCCAACAACAGCAGUGACUACAACAGCUGCACCUACAACUGCUGCACCGACAACUGCUGCACAUACAACUGCUGCACCCACAACAGCUGCACCUACAACUGCUGCUCCCACAACAGCUGCACCCACAACUGCUGCUCCCACAACUGCUGCUCCAACAACAGCUGCACCUACAACUGCUGCACCAACAACUGCUGCACCCACAACAGCUGCACCUACAACUGCUGCUCCCACAACUGCUGCCCCCACAACUGCUGCUCCAACAACAGCUGCACCUACAACUGUUGCUCCAACAACUGCUGCUCCAACAACAACUGCACCCUCAACAGCUGCACCCAUAACUGCUGCACCCACAACAGCUGCACCUACAACUGCUGCUCCGACAACAGCUGCACCUACAACUGCUGCACCGACAACUGCUGCACAUACAACUGCUGCACCCACAACAGCUGCACCUACAACUGCUGCUCCCACAACAGCUGCACCCACAACUGCUGCUCCCACAACUGUUGCUCCAACAACAGCUGCACCUACAACUGCUGCACCAACAACAGCUGCACCUACAACUACUGCUCCCACAACAGCUGCACCCACAACUGCUGCACCUACAACUACUGCUCCCACAACAGCUGCACCCACAACAGCUUUACCUACAACUAUUGCUCCCACAACUGCUGCUCCAACCACAGCUGCACCUACAACAGCUGCACCAACAACAGAUUCACCAACAACAGCUGCACCUACAACUGCUGCACCCACAACUGCUGCACCCACAACUACUGCGGCACCCACAACUGCAACACCCACAACUGCAGCCCCAACAACUGCUGCACCCACAACUGCAGCACCCACAACUGCUUCACCCACAACAGCAGCACCCACAACUGCUGCAACCACAACAGCAGUACCCACAACUGCUGCACCCACAACUGCUGCACCCACAACUGCUGCACCCACAACUGCGGCACCCACAACUGUGGCACCCACAACUGCUGCACCCACAACUGCAGCCCCAACAACUGCUGCACCCACAACUGCAGAGCCCACAACUGCUGAACACACAACUGCAGCACCAACAACUGCUGCACCCACAACUGCUGCACCCACAACUGCGGCACCCACAACUGCGGCACCCACAACUGCUGCACCCACAACUGCAGCCCCAACAACUGCUGCACCCACAACU